UUUACUCUCCACCCCUCGCCAAUCUCCAAUUCUGCAUUUCUCACUUCUACUUUACACAUCUACAAACCAAGUAACCAACGCGCAAAUACAGACACUACAAAGUACAAACUGAGCUAGCUAGGGUUUCACUUUCCGAGCUUCCCCGCCACCUCCACCGUCUAUGGCCGAAGUAAUGGACGUUCCGGCGGACGGCUUAGAGCGCCGCCGUGACCGUGAACGAAGCAAAGAGAACAAUUCCGUCGAAGAUCCGCCGGCAUCUUCUCCGCCUCCUCCUCCUCCGCCGAGGCGUGGCCGCGACAGAGAUUCACGGGAACGGAGAGACGACAGAGAUUUUGAUCGCCGAGGUGGUCGUGGGGACUAUUACGACCGUAACCGGUCUCCUCCUCCACCUCUUCGAGAGCGGGAGUACAAACGUGGACGGCCUAGUCCUAGCCCUCCUCCUCCUCUUCCUCCUUAUCGAGACCGCCGUGGUGGAUAUUCUCCUCCUCACCGCCGUUCGCCUCCGUUUCCACCUUAUAAGCGCUCGCGUAGAGAUGACUAUGAUGGCGGCCGCCGUGGAAGCCCUAGAGGUGGUUUCGGGCACGGUGAUCGAAGAUUUGGUUAUGACUAUCAACCCGGUUAUGAGCGUGAGAUGGGGGGUAGACCUGGUUAUCCUGAUGAGAGGCGUCACGGACGAUUCGCAGGCCGCUCGGCUGGUGGCUAUCGAGGUGACUGGGGGAAAGGCCGGGGAGGAUUUGCAGAUACUUUCGGCACAGGGAGCAGUCAAAGAGAGGGAUUGAAGUCUUAUAAGCAAUUCAUUCAGGAGCUUGAAGAUGAUAUUUUGCCAGCUGAAGCUGAGCGCAGGUACCAAGAAUACAAGUGUGGGUAUAUAGAAGCACAAAAAAGAGCUUAUUUUAAUGCACAUAAAAAUGAAGAAUGGUUGAAGGACAAAUACCAUCCUACAAACUUAAUUUCUGUUAUUGAAAGGAGGAAUGAGCUCGCAAGGAAAUUGGCGAAGGAUUUCCUACUUGAUUUGCAGAGUGGAACUGUAGACAUAGGUCCUGGUGUUACACCUGCUUCUGCAAACAAGUCAGGACAGUCAAGUGACCCAAAUUCCGACGAAGAAGCCGAUGAAGGUGGGAAACGGAGGCGGCAUGGAAGGGGACCCACUAAAGAAACUGAUUUACUUUCAGUUGCUCCAAAGGCUCACCAAGUUAGUUCUGAUCCCAGAAGAGUCCAGAUUGAUGUUGAACAAGCACAGGCACUUGUAAGGAAGCUUGACUCGGAGAAAGGAAUAGAGGAUAACAUAUUAUCUCGAUCUGAUAAUGAUAGGGGAAGCAGAGACAAGUCGCAUGGUUCCUCUGGCCCUGUUAUUAUCAUAAGGGGCUUAACUUCAGUAAAAGGUCUCGAGGGAACUGAGCUGCUUGAUACGCUUCUAACCUAUCUGUGGCGCAUUCACGGGGUUGAUUAUUAUGGCACAACAGAGACAAAUGAAGCUAAGGGUCUUCGGCACGUUAGAGGGGAUGGCGGCAAGACUUCUGAUGCAACAAGCAGUGGAGCAGAAUGGGAAACAAAACUAGAUUCGCAUUGGCAAGACAGGCUGAAAGGUCAGGAUCCUUUGGAGCUAAUGGCUGCAAAAGAAAAAAUUGAUGCAGCUGCUGCUGAAGCCUUAGAUCCCUAUGUACGUAAGAUUAGGGAUGAGAAGUAUGGCUGGAAAUAUGGUUGUGGAGCCAAGGGUUGUACAAAGCUCUUCCAUGCUGCCGAAUUUGUCCAUAAACAUUUAAAGUUGAAACACCCUGAUCUGGCAGUGGAUGUUACGACUAAAGUACGUGAAGAUUUGUACUUCCAGAACUAUAUGAAUGAUGAAAAUGCUCCUGGUGGGACUCCUGUAAUGCUGCCAUCUAUGCCGAUAGAGAAGCCACUAAGGCGCCGGCCUGGGCUAGAUGGCCGACUGAAGGAUGACAGAGGGAGCCGUAGAGAUCGUGAUGGUCGAGCUAAUGGUGGUGAAAGGUUUGAUUUGUCUGACAACCCGAAAUCUGGGGAUUUUCAAUCUAAUAAUGAUGGUGCCAGUGGGGGAAAUCCUGAUGAAGAAAUGUUUGAUACUUUUGGUGGACAAGGGAUUCCAGUUGCUCCUUUCCCUUCAGAUAUGGCUCCUCCGCCAGUGUUGAUGCCUGUUCCUGGUGCUGGUCCUCUUGGGCCUUUUAUUCCUGCGCCUCCUGAUGUUGCAAUGCGGAUGAUGCGAGAACAAGGAGGCCCUGGUCCUUUUGAAGGUGGUAGAAAUGGGAUGUCUGGGCCUGCAAUAAGUGGGGGGGGCCCGAUAAUUGCUUUACCUCCUGCAUUUCGACAGGAUCCUCGUCGUUUGCGAAGCUAUCAAGAUCUUGAUGCACCUGAGGAUGAAGUUACUGUAAUAGACUACAGGAGUUUGUAGAGUAGACAUGGAGAAUGGAGUAAUAUUUCUUCAAGUGGGUAGAAGGCAACCUGCAUUGAUGCACAUACAACUGCGUUGAUGUCGAAGCAAGAGCGGGUACUUGACCGUCUUGAAGUUAUGAGGAACCAACUGCAUCGACAUGCAUAGUUGGUCUUUUAGUUGAAAGAAAACAUGGUGGGGGCUGGAUUUUAUUAGAUAUUCUUGGUGCAGUAGUACUUGCUAGCUAUUUCCAGGUUCUGCAUCAGCGUUUAAGCUCGCAGAAUUUCCAAUUUUUUUCUCCUCCCCACUUGAUGUGUGGUGAAUUUAGGAACUUUGCUGAUAAGAACUUGAAAUGAGAGAAUUACAAAUUACUAGAUAUUGUAAAAUAUAUUUUGUGACUAGAGUUGUCAGUUGUGCCUUCGGGGACGUCCAACAAAACUGGGACUAGAGUUGUCAGUUUGUUUUUGGUGUUUGCAUAAACUUAAAUCGAAGAAAACCAUGUAGCUGUUGAGAUUUCUGAUAACGUGGAGCAGUUACCUUGAUUGUGAAUGCUCUUA
Molecule: messenger RNA, 2943 nt
Organism: Nicotiana tabacum (common tobacco)
Lineage: Eukaryota; Viridiplantae; Streptophyta; Magnoliopsida; Solanales; Solanaceae
Product: serrate RNA effector molecule
Biological process (GO): primary miRNA processing; mRNA processing
Cellular component (GO): nuclear body
Source: RefSeq, a predicted model, not a curated record